This is a messenger RNA of Scomber japonicus (chub mackerel), 5221 nucleotides long. RefSeq names its product solute carrier family 7 member 1a (gene slc7a1a). The record is from RefSeq and is a predicted model, not a curated record. Bases 259 to 2211 code for a protein of 650 amino acids. Gene Ontology annotation, molecular function: amino acid transmembrane transporter activity. Lineage: Eukaryota; Metazoa; Chordata; Actinopteri; Scombriformes; Scombridae. The transcript is spliced from 13 exons. Gene Ontology annotation, biological process: transmembrane transport; amino acid transport. Gene Ontology annotation, cellular component: plasma membrane.
UCUCCUCCAUUUGAACUCGCUAAACAAGUUCCUCUUCACCACCUGUAAAGAAAGACACUUAGACGACCGUCGUGUGUGGACAGUUUUGAUUUCCAUCGUUUCCAAUUUAGUCAGACCUCUCAAGGAAAUUGUCAGUAUCUUGGAUUCACCUCUUAUGCGCUGCGUUUCAAGGUGUAUGUGAUCCCCUGUUACCUCUGAGCCCUGGUCAACCUUUUCCGCCUCGCCUCCCCUACCCUCUCUGAGGCCAGACUGUGAUCCAUGGCGCUGCUUCUGCAUUUCUGGAAGCAGUUGUUGAGGGUGAAAGUGGUGGACUGUAACUCAGACGAAUCACGACUGUCCCGAUGCCUCAACACUUUUGACCUGGUGGCCCUGGGCGUGGGCAGCACGCUGGGGGCUGGCGUCUAUGUGCUAGCUGGCGCUGUUGCACGUGAGAAUUCAGGUCCUGCUAUUGUGCUGUCUUUCCUGAUAGCAGCAUCAGCCUCAGUGUUGGCUGGCUUGUGCUAUGCUGAAUUUGGAGCCCGUGUUCCCAAGACAGGCUCAGCUUAUCUGUACUCCUAUGUGACUGUAGGGGAACUCUGGGCCUUCAUCACUGGAUGGAACCUCAUCCUCUCCUAUAUCAUAGGUACCUCCAGUGUGGCCCGCGCAUGGAGCGCAACAUUCGACGAGUUGGUCGGGAAGCGCAUAGAACAAUUUUGUAAAGAGUACAUGCCUAUGAAUGCACCAGGUAUACUAGCAGCAUAUCCAGACAUGUUCGCUGUAGUCAUCAUAAUCACCCUUACAGGUCUAUUGGCAUUUGGUGUCAAAGAGUCAGCAAUGGUGAACAAGGUUUUCACAUGCAUCAACGUCCUAGUCUUGUUGUUCAUGGUGGUUUCCGGCCUGGUAAAAGGAACUUUGAAGAACUGGCACAUAGACCCCGAAGAGAUCCUACAUGAGAACAAUAUCAGUAACUCCAGCCUCAAUCUUACAGACAUAUUACCAUCCAAAGAACGUUUAGGAGUGGGUGGCUUCAUGCCAUUCGGUUUCACAGGCGUCCUUUCGGGAGCUGCUACCUGCUUUUAUGCUUUUGUAGGAUUUGACUGCAUCGCCACCACAGGUGAAGAGGUGAAGAACCCCCAGAGAGCCAUCCCUAUUGGCAUCGUGUCCUCACUGCUCAUCUGCUUCGUAGCAUACUUCGGUGUUUCUGCUGCUCUCACCCUAAUGAUGCCAUACUACCUGCUGGACAACAACAGCCCUCUGCCUGUAGCUUUUAAAUAUGUGGGCUGGGGAGGAGCCAAAUAUGCUGUGGCUGUAGGCUCUCUUUGCGCUCUGUCCACUAGCCUACUGGGUGCUAUGUUCCCUAUGCCCCGUGUGAUCUGGGCUAUGGCUGACGAUGGGCUGCUUUUCAAGUUCAUGGCCGAGAUCAGCCCCCGCACCAAAACCCCGCUAACUGCAACCCUCACCUCUGGCAUAGGGGCAGCUAUCAUGGCAUUUCUGUUCGACCUUAAGGACCUGGUGGACCUCAUGUCAAUAGGGACUCUGCUGGCCUACACAUUAGUGGCUGCUUGUGUCCUGGUGCUCAGGUAUCAGCCCGCGCAGCCAAGUGUAGGAUACGAGAUGGCCAAUACCCAGGAUGAGGUGGAAAUGAGCGAUGGCAUCAGUGCCCCAAGUAUGGACAUCCUACCCGGUAUGGAGGAGAGGUUCAGCUUCAACACCCUGAUGUUCCCGGACAACCCUGAGCCGUCUGUACUGUCAGGCUUCACUGUCAACAUCUGUGUCUCUCUCAUGGGACUGUUGAUCCUAGCCUUCAGUAUACUGGCAGUGCAGGGGGGCAUGGCUAUGUGGAAUAUCGUAGCCCUUAGUGUCAUCUUCAUGGCAUGUCUUCUCCUCACCUUUAUCGUCUGGAGACAGCCUCAGAGCAAGACAAAACUCUCCUUCAAGGUUCCACUGCUACCCUUCAUUCCAGUGAUCAGCAUGUUCGUCAAUGUCUACCUGAUGAUGCAGUUGGACAGAGGCACUUGGAUACGAUUUUCAAUCUGGAUGGCCAUAGGUUUCCUGAUCUACUUCUGCUACGGUAUUCAUCACAGCGCCGAGGCCACUGCGGCCCACUCGGUUCCAGACACAGAGAUGAAUGGCUUCAAGCGUGACCACGAUUCAGAGGCCAUGUCGCCAGAAAAGGAGGCUUUCCUUCACAACAGCAUUGAGGUCAGGGAAGAUGAAGACGGAGAUUUGUAGGAAGUAUCAGAACAUACUGUACAUUGCAGUCUGUUUGUGAGUAUUUUUGACAGGACAAGUCCCAGUCCCCUCACUGACAGUACUCCUCUUUUUGGAAGUUCAAAGUAAUGAUAAAUAACUUUGACUUCAAAUUCACAAACCUGUGACUUUCCCCUUCAGCUGCUGGGUAGAAGACACAUAACUGGUGGUCAUUCACAUGCAAAAACAGGACUUCUGAAGACGUCUGUUGUAUCAUUUCAGUAUUUUGUUUGUUGUUCCUUUUGCUUGGCCUCAGGUUUAAACUGCCAUUAUCAUUUGGCUGUCUCAGGGGGGAGGGGACAUGUUGGAGACUUUAAACAUGUCAACGUUUCCUACAGGUUCAGGGAUACUGGAAAACUAUAAUAUUUGCUUCUCGUCAUGUUGGGUCGUCUGGAGAGUGUUUGGGUUACAGUGCUGGAAGUAGAACUAUGUGCACAUGUGCAAUCAGCUUUUGUCCCGAUGCCAGAGACAGUAAUCUCUUUUCUUUUCUUUCAUUAUGUUAAAAUAUAAACACUAUAUAGCCACACUUUCCUGAACAUUAGAUCACAGUCAGUAUUAAGUACAGAUUGGUACAAAUAGCUACAUUCUCAUAUUGCAAAUGUGUGGAUACCUGCCAACUCUUAUGUGACUGAAAUGCUGUAGUAGAGUAAUAGCAAUACACUGCUUGUCCAUUAUAUAAUUACUCUUGUUCUUUAGCAGAGCAAGGUGAUCAGGCCACUGGUUGCACCUAUAAGUGGACCAGCAGGGAGCUGUAGCCUACAGUAUCCACGCGUCCAACUGCAUGUCUAAGUGUUAGACAGAAACAGCUGUUACAAUCUAGGUUAAAAAUUCCAGACAUAUAAGAUUCAAAAGAGGAGAUCUUGAGCAGUUUGUUACCAGAUGUCUGCAUCUUCUUCUCAAUAUAAAAGACAGAUGUUACUGAUACAUGUAAAACAUCAGGUGAAGACACUGACGGUGUAAGUCAGUUAAUGUCAUGUAACAUUAGAUGAUAGUAGAUUUUCACAGUGCUGGCUGCUGUGUCUUUUUGCAUCUGUACCUUUAUAACAUUUAGUUUAUUUUAAAAUAAUACAGGCCAACUUUUUUUUUCCUUUUGAAUGUUUAGUGUGAGUUUGUAUUUGUUCCCUGUUUAUUUUACGCCUUUCUUAUGUGUCUUCUUAAAAUGUGGUCAUUUCUAUUUGUUUUUCAAAUCUGAUUCAGACUAAUUUUUAUAAUGAGGAGAGAGCCUACAAAGAAUUUGAUCAGGUACACACUUUUUUUUCUAUUUUUAGUUUGUGUUCAUUAAAAUAUAUAAUACUUUUAAAAUGGGUUUCUCUUUUCAUAAGAUUAAAAAUAAGUAUUAAUUGGUUAACAUUUAGGUGUUCCCAUUAGCUGUAACCCUUUAGUGCAUUAACUGUGGUUUUGGGAGUCUCUUACAACAAAGUAGCUGUCUAUAAGUAGGGACAUGUAUAAUUAAGAUUGUGUAUAUAAGAUAUUGUUUAUAUUUCUUGCAGUAAAUUAUUUGUAAAUUGGAAAAAAGGCUUUUUUGUUAUUUUUACUGCCUAAUGACUUUAGUGCAUAACCAGUAGCAUCUGUCUGUGGGUACUUUGGUUAUGGCAGAUAUUACGUUGCCCUGCAAAGUGUCCAGCAUUGUGUUCUUUUUGUGUUUACAUGAUGAUGAGUGCAACUGAAACUUUGUAUCCUCAGGGUUGGCAUAGUCAAUGCCUUCACCUUCUUUUGUCUUGACUUUUACCGUUACAAAACUAGAAAUACGGGACAUUGGCAUGACGACAGCAGAGACAAGUUCAUUAGGGUCAUUGUCAGUUUCUUUUUUUGUAGCUGUUCACAGGGAAAGUGUAAUAAUCUGACAUCUAUAUUCAUUUGAUUAAUCAUACAUAACUGACUUUUCCAGCAGUUUUCUGUAAUUUGUGAAAUUUACAGUUCAAAAGACAGCUCAGCAAUAUUUAACUUUUUUGGUACUUGCAGAGAUAAACUUGCAGUUUCACAGACAACCAAAGUAUUUACUGUACAUUCAGUUUUCAGUUUGAUUAACAUGAAGGGAUUCAUGUGAAGAUUUACUGCUAUCUUUUGCCACAUGUCAUGCCAAAUCUCAGUGUUUACGUCUGCAGUAAAUAUGAUAUACUCAUGUAUAAAUACUCUAUUCUGUGAUCAUAUAACUUCUGAGAAAGAGCUUCUUUCUCCUGUUAUGCUGCUUUAAGAUCUUACUGACCUUAGCCUUCCCCUUUACAUAUCAUGUGUGUCACAUUUAUAAGGCUUUUGAUGUUUCAAAUCCAGAACCAGUCAGUGUUGACGACUGGUUAGUUUAUGUUUAUCAUUUUGCUGUGAUUAGAUAAUAUCCUCUUGCUACUUAAUGUUUUUUAUUGAUGCUUUUUGGUUGCCUUUUCAAAAAUUAUUUGUUGGUGCGUGAAAUUAUGUGUACAUUUUUUUGGAGAAAAAAAAACUGUCUGUUGUAGUCACAUUAGUGGGUCACUAUUUGUCAAUGGCUUCUCAUUUUGUUAUACAGCAAUGUGGUUCCUUCCCUCCAUCCUCACGUGAUGUUGCCUUUCAUAAGAGGGGGAAUCUUGUUGAGAUGCUGCAUUUACACACAAGAAUGCAGCUUUUUCAAAAUGAACUUCACAACUGUCAACAUGGUGUGUUAGCCAAAUGUUUAUUCUGGAGAUCAUGGACAUUGUGAAUAUACUUGGACAUCCAAAAACUCAUGGUCCACUUCUGCAUUUUACACCAGUCUUUUUCAGCAGACAGAGUUGGUUCUGUUGUCAAUGUAUCAAUACAAGCACGGACCGGGAAGGGAUCAAAGUUACUGACCAGGCACCAGAAGAUGGGAUGAAAGAGGGCAUUCAGUUCCAUACUUAUUGUAAAUCAGGUGAUGUUAAACUCCAUCUGCUGAGGAAGCUGUCGAGAAGUGGUGAAAGCUCUGGAUAAAGCUAGAAAGUGAACCUUGCAUUCUGGUUUUAGGUAUAUUUUCAGUUAUAAAUGUAACAGACCUAUAAAUGUA